UAACGGACACCAUGGCACGUAUCACACUCGUGCUCGUCCUGGCCGCCACGGCCGCCACCUGCUGCGUCGAGGCCAAAACAGACUACACUGCUCGACUGAAGGCCGUUCAAACGGCUGGAGCGGCUCUCCAGGUGCAAUUCAGCAAGCAGUGGACCGAUGUACUGAACGGACAGCGGCAGAGAGUUGUCGCCUUGGUGACGAAACUUGUAAAUCAACAAAAGUCACCGGAGGCAAAGACUGCUAUGUCUAGUCUGGCCACCAAGAUUUUCCAGAACCUGACGACCGUCAACUCCCAAGCAGAUACUUUGAAGAAAGAGCAGGGAAAGGAGAUCAACCGGCUUGUUCAGCAGUAUGUUACAUUGCUGAGCCAACGGAUCACUGCCACGGGAGCCGCGGCUACCGACGAGGUCCCCAUUCAGAACCUGCGAAAGCGCAAGAGUACUUGGCUGGCGCUGUGGGAGAACCGGGUCAUGGACAUCAACGCUCUGUACCGCGCGUCGUACCGGGACGUUUUCUCGGCGGCCUCCAAGGCGGCUGCCUCCAAGCCGGCCGUGCGGCAGGCCCUCCGCGCCGCUUUCGUGGACAUCCUCGGGGAAGCGGUCGUCGGCCAGGAGGAGAACAUCACGCUGCUCACGGCCAAGCAGUUCCCGCUGGUGGAGAAGUUUGCUCUGCUUGCGGGGAGAGUUCUCCUCGAGCUGCUCGUGACGGCGCAGGGCGCUGUGUUGUGAGCGUCAUCUGCACACUCUGAAAACCUGACUGGCUUUUCAAACAAGAGCAGCUUGUUGUAGCAAAGCAUUUUGAGCAUACGCAUACAUACUGUUACAAGGUAAAAAUGUCAUCAUGCACAUACCAAUUUUUCUGUAAUUUUAACUACUCAGAAAUAUUGUAGUUUCAUUGUGGUUUAACUGUGCUAAAAGUACCAGUUAUUUCGGAAAACUAUAGUUUUUGGGUAUAAAAGUAAGAGUAAACAGUAGUUAUGCCACUGCAUUUUGUAAAGUACAGUUUGAACUAUAGUUUCACUGCAGAUCCUUCCGACCGGACGCAUGUAACUAACUUAACAGUUUGUACGUUACGUAUGCUCAGAAUACUUGGUCAGGUUUCCAGCAUGCAGCGAACAGAACCGAAACGGGGAACAGCAAAUUAAGUUGUUCUUUUAUAUAUCGUACAGCUGGAUCCCAAUUUAAUAAAUUUGAUCGAAAUGGGG
This is a messenger RNA of Thrips palmi, 1204 nucleotides long. RefSeq lists its product as uncharacterized. NCBI's taxonomy places the organism in Eukaryota, Metazoa, Arthropoda, Insecta, Thysanoptera, Thripidae. The transcript is spliced from 3 exons. The record is from RefSeq and is a predicted model, not a curated record. The coding region runs from base 12 to 728 and encodes 238 amino acids.